Molecule: messenger RNA, 2192 nt
Organism: Rosa rugosa (rugosa rose)
Lineage: Eukaryota; Viridiplantae; Streptophyta; Magnoliopsida; Rosales; Rosaceae
Product: tyrosyl-DNA phosphodiesterase 1
Exons: 16
Coding region: 75-2036 (653 amino acids)
Biological process (GO): single strand break repair; double-strand break repair
Cellular component (GO): nucleus
Molecular function (GO): protein binding; single-stranded DNA binding; double-stranded DNA binding
Source: RefSeq, a predicted model, not a curated record
CCUGCCUCCAAAUUUAACCAACACAGUCCUCCUCUUCUUCUAUUUCUCUCUCUCAUGCAACCAAGCAUUCAACAAUGGCUGACCUUCUGGUAGGACACUUGGUUCCCUUUAGCAACCACGUCCAAGAAGACGCUUCAAUCCCCAAAAUACCCCUCUCCCGGGGCCGCAAUUCCAUCGGCCGCAACUCCGCCCCUUCCCUCACCGACAAGCGCCUCAGCCGCAACCACCUCUCCCUCUCCGCCGACGCCUCCUCCGCCGAUUUGGUCGUGGAGGGAAGCAAUCCGGUUGUGGUAACUAGCGGAAAUGAUAGGAAGAAACUGUAUCAUAAAGAAAGUAUGACGAUUCGAGACGGUGAUAUUAUAGAGCUGAUUCCAGGGCAGUAUAUUUUUCAGUAUAGGAAAUUGUGUGGUGAUAGUUAUGAGAAGUCUUCAAAUGGUGAAGAGAAGGCUGAGGAGUCUAGUCGAAAGCGGUCACAUCAGUUAGAAUGUGGGGAGAAUGGUUCGAAUUUGAAGCGUUUUAAGGGUGAGGUGGAAGGGAAGAGUGAUGAUGGUGGUGGUCGUGUGGAGGCGAUACGGCAUUUUCGUGUUCCUAAGGAUAAGUUACCACAGACGUUUCGGCUUUUGAAUGUGCAAGGACUGCCCCCGUGGGCGAAUACCUCGUGUGUUUCUAUAAAGGAUGUGAUUCAGGGAGACAUCCUUUUUGCUGUCCUUUCCAAUUACAUGGUAGACCUUGAUUGGCUGAUACCUGCUUGUCCAACAGUUGCAAAAAUCCCACAUGUAUUGGUUGUUCAUGGUGAGGGUGAUGGUACACUGGAUUAUAUGAAGAGAAAGAAACCUGCAAAUUGGAUUCUACACAAACCACCAUUGCCUAUUUCAUUUGGGACACACCACUCAAAGGCCAUGCUUCUUGUUUAUCCUCGAGGAGUGAGAAUAAUAGUACAUACAGCAAACUUAAUAUUUGUUGAUUGGAACAACAAAAGUCAAGGUUUGUGGAUGCAAGAUUUUCCCUGGAAAGAUCAAAGUAAUCCAAGCAAAGGUUGUGGAUUUGAACAUGACUUAAUUGACUAUCUCAGUGCACUGAAGUGGCCUGAGUUUUCUGUUAAUUUGCCUACCCUGGGAACCUUCAAUAUAAAUCCAGGAUUUUUCAAGAAAUUCGAUUACAGCAGUGCAGCAGUGAGGCUAAUUGCAUCUGUCCCUGGAUAUCAUACCGGUAAUAACAUGAAAAAGUGGGGACAUAUGAAACUACGUACUGUUCUCCAGGAGUGUACUUUUGAUAAAGAGUUUCGGAAAUCUCCUCUUGCUUAUCAGUUCUCCUCCCUAGGUUCUUUGGAUGAGAAAUGGAUGGCUGAGCUUGCACAUUCAAUGUCAUCAGGUUUUUCGGAUGAUAAAACUCCUCUCGGUCCUGGGGAGCCACGUAUAAUAUGGCCCACAGUAGAAGAUGUCAGAUGCUCUAUAGAGGGUUAUGCUGCUGGAAAUGCUGUUCCAAGUCCAGCAAAGAAUGUGGAUAAAGAUUUCUUGAAGAAGUACUGGGCAAGAUGGAAGGCAAGCCACACUGGCCGCUGUCGUGCAAUGCCACAUAUAAAGACAUUUACUCGAUACAGUGGUCAGAAACUUGCUUGGUUUUUGCUAACAUCAGCGAAUCUUAGCAAAGCUGCAUGGGGAGCUCUCCAGAAGAAUAAUUCUCAACUCAUGAUCCGUUCUUAUGAGCUUGGGGUGCUGUUUCUACCAUAUAAAACACGAAGUUCUGGAUUUUCUUGUACCAGUAAUGGGGUUCCAUCUGAGGAUAAAUCUGAAGAGUCAGAUAAUUCAGAAUCAAGGAGAAAUAAACUAGUGACUCUGAACUGGCAAGGGAACAGGAACACAGAUUCAUCAUCUGAAGUAAUCACAUUGCCUGUGCCCUAUGAACUCCCUCCUCAACCAUACACCACCCAAGAUGUUCCUUGGUCAUGGGACCGGCGAUACACCAAGAAAGAUGUUUAUGGUCAAGUUUGGCCGCGGCAAGUUCAGCUGUAUGCAGCAGCUCUUCAAGAUUCUUGAGAUCUCUUGUACAUUUAACUACAUGUCCUUGGCUUCUUUCCCAGCUCAAUUGUUCAAUUGUGAGCUGCCGUGGAAGAAAUCUCUAAUGCAUGUAACUUCUUGUAAAAUUUUCCUAAGUUUUCAUAUUCCGAUUGUUCCAACACAUUUCUUAUUCCA